AUGUUUCAUUUCAGACAGCUGCACACCAGUUCCAAGCUUGCUUCUGAAGGAACCAAAGCUGUGAGAUCGGGCCAGAAGAUACAGCAUCUUAAGGCCCCGGCCAAUCUAUACAACUCCAAGUCAUCAGCUUCUAACUACAGAGGUCUUCUAAGAGCCAAGGUUGAGCCUGGGUUUUAUCAUCAUCCAGCUCAGUCAUCAGCCACUGGCUCAAUCAACAGCGAAACUCUUCCCAGGGCCUUCUUGCCACGAGACGAUCCAAGAAGGCAAUUUGUUCAGAAAAUAAGACCAUCUGAACAUCAUCAAGCAAGCUGGGCACCUGCACUCCAUCAAAAGAAAGACAAGUCAUAUCAUUUGAAACCGGAACAGGUGGCUGAAAUUCAAAGAUUAAGAACGGAAAACCCAGACAAAUAUACCAGAAAAGUGUUGGCACAAAAGUUCGAUGUCUCGCCCCUGUUCAUAUCCCUGGUAUCUAGUGCUUCCAAAACCAGAGUUGAGGACAUGUCCCAAAGACUAGAAACAAUAAAAAAGGACUGGCACCCCAAAAGGGCGAUUGCAAGGCAAGAUCGUGAGAAGCGUAAGGAACUCUGGUACAGGCCAUGA
This is a messenger RNA of Lachancea dasiensis, 600 nucleotides long. NCBI's taxonomy places the organism in Eukaryota, Fungi, Ascomycota, Saccharomycetes, Saccharomycetales, Saccharomycetaceae. The record is from the annotation of a GenBank genome assembly.